Molecule: messenger RNA, 3631 nt
Organism: Macadamia integrifolia
Lineage: Eukaryota; Viridiplantae; Streptophyta; Magnoliopsida; Proteales; Proteaceae
Exons: 4
Coding region: 1261-3333 (690 amino acids)
Source: RefSeq, a predicted model, not a curated record
GCGAAAAAACAGAAAGAGCACAUCGGAGUUGCGAACAGCCGAACACCGAAAGAGUGAAAGUCGAGAUCGAUGUGCAGCCAAAUCAAACGCCGGUAUCUUCACAUGGGAACUCAGGUAGUGGGGGAACGACAGCGCCGAAAGACGGAAGAGAAAAUCAGAAGACUAAUCGCAAACGAAGAUCGUAAUCAUCUGAACCGGCUGGUAUCGGUCUCUUCAAAAAGUUACAUCAAUUUUCUAUCUGAAUGGGAACCUCUAAGACUAUUUCUUCCUGAUCGAGGGUUUCCUUAUACUCCAUCCUGGUGAUCACCAGAAACUACUAUACAGACAUUUCAAUUAUAUUUUGUAUAUUAAUUGGAUUUUGUUCAAAGCCCAUUUGAAUCUUUGAACUCUAUUUACCUGGAAAGAUGAAAUUUAGCAGCUUUCGGGCUUCUUCUUGAUCAUCUACUCAAGCUAUAAUCGGGCAAUUUGUGAGCUACAUUUCUAGCAAGACCAGCUUUUGUCUGGUCAAUGGUGCUAGAUUUAUUGUUUUACGUUUACUAAUUGGCUCCCGCUUGCCCUUUUACUCUGCAAACUUGAAGGCUAGCUUAAAUGCUGCGAUUGUAUAGAUACCCGGAAUCCUUUUUCUACAUACAUGAUAGUUUUCGGAGCUCUGGGGCACUUAGUCAGCUAUUGAGAUUUUCUGCUUUUUGCGGAUACCUACUAUCAAAUCAAUCUGCUCAUCUUUUGUUACUGCAAUUCCCAAAGAGUUGAUCUUUAUCCAUAUAUCUCUGUUGGGUCUGCAUCAUGUGUUUGGGGCUGAAGGUUUUGCAGUUCCAGAUUGCUUUAGCUACUCCACCACAACCCCCUGGUUACACAAUUACAGUCCCCCCCACCCCCCACCCCCCAAAAAAAAAAAAGCCAAACACAAUGAUGCAUCGCCCUGAGAAAAGACCAACACCACCUCCAUUUUCUUCUUAUGUUGCCACGAGGUUUUCACAACAAAGAUCACAACAAGAUCAGCUCCCUUCUCCCUCAAUCCCAACCCUGCCAUCAUUAACUGAUGGAACCCAAACUGGAAAUUCAUUUCCUUGGUUUAGCACUCCUGGUCCCCCUGUUUUCUCAUCACCACUUUGCCCUGCAGCUUUGCCAUUCUGGACUUUUCCUGCCUCUCCUUGGUAAGUUGCAUUUCCUACUGGUUGAUCUCUGCUAACGUCUUCUCCUCCGUCCUCAAAUGGGUCAGUUGAGUUGCAGUCACGGGAUUCCAAUGGUACAGAGGAUUCUAUGCUUGCCAGGGAAGUCACCAUAUGUUCUAUUUUCUGCACAGAAGGGGGAAGCUCUCAGGCUCAAUACUAUGUUUCUUUGCUAACUCUGGCUCAUAAGGAUCCCUCUUAUAAACAGGAGGAGGAGAAUGGCGGGGAAAAGAAGAGGAGGAGGAGGAGGAGAGAAGGAGGAGAAGAAAAACAGGAAGCAGUUCGGCUGAAGUCCGUCGCGGAGGAGAAAUACAAACUGUCGAAGCUGAAAUCUUCCCUAAAGAACGCCAAGAAAGCGCAGCGCCUCCAUCCCCAUCUUCGCGGCAUCUCCGAAUUGGUCACCGCCUUGGACAUCAUCCGCAUCGCAUCGAGUCCCUCUUCAUUCAAGGAUUCCACCAACCACAUCUCUGCUCUUCCCGACUGGUACAAGAUCCUGCAAGUAGAGCCCUUCUCCCACAUUAACUCCAUCAAGAAACAGUACAAGAAGCUUGCCCUCCUUUUACACCCAGACAAGAACACUUCCGUUGCCUCCGAGGAUGCCUUCAAGCGCGUCGGUGAAGCCUUCCAAGUUAUUUCCGAUAAGAUCCGCCGCAAAGAAUAUGACCUCAAGCUCCGUAUCGCUUUACAGUACCAGGCUACGGCACCAUCCACCUCCUCCUCCGUCGACACAUUUUGGACGGCCUGUACGACUUGUCGUUUGUUCCAUCAAUUCGAAAGACGCUACAUUGGUCACCGUCUCAUGUGCCCUAGCUGUAGGAAGAGCUUCUUAGCUGUCCAAGUUCCGUUUGGUGAGCCGGAAGACGAUGAAGCUGCUGCGGUUAGGGUUAGAGCUUCUAGUGCUAGGGUUCCUUCCUCGAAGAACAAGGAGGAGACGGGGGAGGAGGAAAACAUAAGAACGUAUGUGCGAAGAAAACAUUUGAGAGAUGUGAAUCUGAAGCGGAAGAUGGAUUCUACUGAUUCGUCACUGGAAGCAUCUGAUUCCAAGAGGUUAAAGUCCAUAGGUGAAAUGACCUUGGCAGAGAUGCAAUUGGAAUCAAAGAUGAAAGCCAAUUUGAAGAAGAUGAAAGCCAAGGAAAAGAUGAAGGACAUGGAUUACUCGGAAGGGAAGCAGAAGAAGAUGACAAGUGAGAGAUCAGUGGGUUCUGAGAAUGGUGGUCUUGAAAUUACUACGGUAGAAGGUUCAGAGAGUCAUGGUAUUCACAGGCAUAAGAUGGAGCUUAGGCCUAAGAAAGCUCAGGAUAAGAAGGAAAACGAGAGGCAAGACUCUUCAAAGACUAAGUAUUUGGUGGCAAAUUCGAAAAAGAUAAAGGAGAGAACGAGGGAGAAAGGUAACAAUGAGAAGGAGAAGCCAACGGAGAGACGACUGGUUUCAAAGAGUAAUGGUUUUGAAGUUUUGACAGAGAAUGAUUCUGAUUUCUAUGAUUUUGACAAGGAUAGGAUGGAUCAUUGUUUUAAGAAAGGACAGGUAUGGGCUGUUUACGAUGGUGAUGAUGAUGGCAUGCCUCGACAUUAUGGUUUGAUUGAUGAGGUCACCUCGGUGUAUCCUUUCCAGGUGAAGAUGAGUUGGUUAAACAUACUGAACAAUGGAGAUGCAGCUUCAAUCUGUUGGGAGAAUUCAGGUUUACAUAUCUCAUGUGGAAGGUUCAAGGUUGCUAGGAAGACUGCCUUUAAUUCAGUGAAUUUCUUUUCACAUCUGGUGGAGUGUGAAAGAGUGGCGAAGGAAGUUUACUGUAUCUACCCCAAAAAGGGUUCAGUCUGGGCUCUUUAUAAAGGAGAAUCAUUGAAUGGUGAUGAAAGUUUCCUGUCUCGUAGCAACAACCGUUGUUAUGACAUAGUUGUGUUCCUCACUAGUUACAGUGAGAUCCAUGGGUUGAGUAUGGCAUACCUUGAGAAGGUUGAAGGAUUCAAGACAAUCUUCAAGAGGCAAGAGGUUGGAUGUCAUGCUAUUAGAUGGCUUGAGAAAGAUAAUGUUUUAUUGUUUUCGCAUCAGAUUCCUGCAAGGAAGCUUUCAGGUAUUGAGGCCCCAGACCUACCAAAGGACUGCUGGGAGCUUGAUCCGGCUUCACUACCGCCAGAUUUGCUUUAUGUUGGUCUGGGGAGCUGACUGUUAAUUGCAGAAGCUUUGCUUUGUGGUGAUCUAACUAUGAUGGAUUCAUGGGGUUGAUAUGAAAAAAUGCUUCCAGAAAAUAGUCAGUUUGAUGAGAGACUUGCUUCACUGCAUUUUGGUAUAAUCACUUGUGCUAUUUUUUUUUCUUAUAAAUGUAUUCAUUUUGUGCUGGUUUUGGUUUACAUCUUUGGAUAACUCUGAUGACUUGAAAACACAUUUGUUGGCUCAUGUAGCUUGCUAGAUUUGUAUAAAUUGAACACACAUUUUUGAAGCACAUGCUCUACAUUUCAUCUUA